This is a messenger RNA of Populus euphratica (Euphrates poplar), 914 nucleotides long. RefSeq names its product plectin-like protein. Gene Ontology annotation, biological process: regulation of chromosome segregation. Lineage: Eukaryota; Viridiplantae; Streptophyta; Magnoliopsida; Malpighiales; Salicaceae. The record is from RefSeq and is a predicted model, not a curated record. The coding region runs from base 91 to 696 and encodes 201 amino acids. The transcript has 5 exons.
UCUUAUCCUUCCGCUUUCUUCAACAAAACAAGUUUCGAAAAUUCGAACACUUCACAGUGUCUAACAGAAACCCUAAAAAAAGAAAAAGAAAUGGGGGAUUUCUCUGGAAAAAUCGACGUCGGGAAACUAAUCUCAUUCAGCGACGAUCUCGUUUCCGUUUUGAAGGAUCAAAGAGACAUUAACAACUUGACUCACUGUCUUCAACAGUCACACUCUCUCAAAUCCUCUUGCGAUGCUGAAUUCAACGACUCCAAAACCCUAAUUGAAGAUUAUGAGAAAAAGAUAGAAGAAUGCAAGAAGAAAACGGAGAAGGCGAAAGCGGAAGUUGUUUCCGAUGCCGACAUGGAGAUUCUGGAGCAGGAAUUGGAAGCGGAGCUUAAAAAAGAAGCUGCUCUUAUGGAGGAGCUCAGAGUGAUCAACAAUGAGAUUAGUGAUUUGGAGUGUCAACGGGUUUCUUUUGAGGAACGAAAGCGGAAUAUGAAGAAAAACGAGAAAGAUGAGCUCAGAGCACAGAGGAUGCUUUCAAUGUAUGCAUCUGUGACUAAUAUCAUUCCAGACUUGGAUGAUCACUCCAAAAUCUCUGGCCAUAUUGUGCAUAGAGAUAACAAGGCUGUUGAGAAAUUUGAAUUUGAUCCGACAAAGAUAAGUUCAUUUGAAAUAUGUCAGGGCAUCUGGGAGAUGAUAAAUAAGCAAUAGAUGUUUGGAUAUCUUCAGCUGGCUUGUGUGCUUCUACUUGGUUUUAAUGCGUCUUUCUGUAAUAUACUUGGACAGUUAGUUUUGUAGGAGGUGGUCUUCUUUUGUUCAAUGUAUUUGGCUUUCGUCCCUUCAGAUGUGAUGGUGCUCUUGUGAGGCAUUGCAUUCUAGUGUUUAGAUGUUCACUUUUGUUGCAGCAAUGAAAUGUGAUAGUUUAUAAA